GUGGAAGUGUUGUAUUUUGCAGAAAGUGCUGAAAUAACAGGAGUUCGCUCAGAGACCAUUUCUGUGCCACAAGAAAUAAAAGCAUUGCAGCUGUGGAAUGAGAUAGAAACGCACCAUCCUGGAUUGGCUGACGUCAGAAAUCAGGUGAUAUUUGCUGUUCGUCAAGAAUAUGUCGAGCUUGGAGAUCAGCUCCUCCUGCUUCAGUCAGGAGACGAAAUUGCCAUUAUCCCCCCCAUUAGUGGAGGAUAGUGCUUUUGAGCCACCUGGGAAAGAUAUAAAUGAAGUUGAAGAGAAAUCAAAAGAUAUAAUAAAAUUCACAUCUGAGCAACUUUCAGUAGAUGAAGUCUCACAGCUGGUGAUUUCUCCAUUCUGUGGUGCAAUAUCCCUAUUUGUAGGAACUACAAGGAAUAACUUCGAAGGGAAAAAAGUCAUUAGCUUAGAGUAUGAAGCAUAUCUACCAAUGGCAGAAAAUGAAGUCAGAAAAAUUUGUAGUGACAUUAGACAGAAAUGGCCAGUCAAACACAUAGCAGUGUUCCAUCGGCUUGGCUUAGUUCCAGUGUCAGAAGCAAGCAUUAUCAUUGCUGUGUCCUCAGCCCAUAGGACUGCAUCCCUCGAAGCUGUGAGCUAUGCCAUUGAUACUUUAAAAGCCAAGGUGCCCAUAUGGAAAAAGGAAAUGUAUGAAGAAUCAUCAUCAUCUUGGAAAAGAAACAAAGAAUGCUUUUGGGCAACCGAUGAUUAAACCACUUAGGUUUUUAGAGUCUUAGAAUUUGAACUUGAGUUGUAUUUUAAUGUACGAAGCAUACCAGAUACGCUUACUGGUGGUGGUUCUGCAAUCAGCUGCCCUUAUGAUGUGCUUCACCAGAACUGAGAUGGGCCAAACUGAGGAAGGCACGUGGGAGUUCACCUGGUAGGAAUCGGAGGUGUUUGUGCAUAGGUGUGAAAGGUGACACGUACCCAGCAACCUUUGCACUGAUGUGCCAGCUAUAGAAUGAGGGCCAGUCUACGAGCCUGAUAUGUAUCUUGUUUUAUAAUUUCAGCACGUUCAUCUCAGCAUAUUUAAUCCUUCAGAUAUAAACCCUCUAGCUCACUAUUAAAAUUUUUUUAAAAACUAUGCAGGUGACUACUCAUAUAGGCUGCAGCGGUUUGACCGAUUUUUUUUUUCUAUACCAAUCACAUAUUUAUAUCUAGAGGUAAGUUGUGCUUUAGAGUAGUGUUUCUCAAACUUUAACAUAAUAUGAAUCAUCUGGUGAUCUUAAACUUCCAGUUGGAAUUCAGUUCUGUGUGGCAGCUGAGAUCUGCAUUUUGUAACAGCCUCCAGGUGAUGCAGCGCUGCCUACCCAUCGACCACAUUGUGAGGAGCAAGCCUUUACACCUAGUCUCUAAGCUAUGAAGGCGGUUUAAGGUUCCUGCAAAAGCAUCCUUGUGGCCACUGCUACUGGCGGAAGAGGUUAGAUACAUCCUCACUCUUCUACUGAGUCUUGAAUGUGUUCUGAAGCACAGUGAGUGCAUAAGAUAAAUACAGUGAAAUACGUUAAGUCGUAAAAUUCAAAUUCCAAAGUAUAGCUUUAUUUUCAAAAUGAUUUUAAUUGUAUUCAGUAAUGUGGUAUUUAAAGAGGGAUUUACAAUUAAAUAAUAACUUUUCUGUUUGAUUCUUAUACUUUAAUAGGAGAAAAGCUCUUAACUAAUGUUGAUUACUGCUCCAAUUUGAUCUUUUGCUUCUCAAAAAUCAAACGAAUUGUGAAACUUCAUAUACAAACAUGCAUAUUCAUUUUUAUAUUUUUGGUGGAGAGAAAAAAAGACAAAACCCAGUUUAUCAAAAAAGCAAAUAUACUUAACAAAGAUUUAUACAUUAUGUGUGAAGGAAACUAUCCUAGACAAUUUGUCUUUAAAAAAAUAAUACAAUUUAACAUAGUUGUGCAAUAUAUACAUUUACAUUUUGACUUUAUCUGCCAAAAUAAAUCAGGUACGAAUGAAACCAUUUUUUAAUAUUUACAUAAUAGCUACAUUUUCAUUCUUUAAGGUUCAAAGAAAUAGUUAAUAUUUUUGUUUCAAACUUUACCCCCAUGUAUACCUUUUACCUCUAGAGGUCUAGUCUUUCGAAUUGAUUGAAAUGAUUAUGCGUUAAUGAGGGCAUAGUCCUAAGAGCUGUGUAUAUAAUUAUUUUCUGUGUGCAAAUUGUAUUAAUGAUGGACCAGGGAGCUCAGUUUGAGGAAUCCUGUUUAAUGCUUUCUGCUUAAUGAUGUCUUAAUUUAUGGGACUGUCAUAUUACAUUAUAGCUGUAUAUCAGAAUAGAUUAUAAAAUUAUACCUUCUAUAAUAACUUGUAGUAUAAUCACUUGUGUGAUUAUGAUAAAUUGGUUUUAGUUUUUUCACAUUUAAUAACUUUUACUAUUUUAUAAAAAUAGCACAGCCAGCUAGGAAUCUGUCCAGUUCUCAUUUUGCUGCUAAAAUGGACAAUGCACAAAUUCAAAUCUCAAUGCAAUUUUUUCACAGGCUGUUUCUACUUUAGUAUUUUGUAAGGCUUGUGUGGCAGCCAUGCAUGAAGCAACUCAAUUCUUAUCACAUUCUAUACAUAUUGUCUAUACACCAUUUAUGAAAUGGAAACUUUGAAAGAUGACAUCUUUUAAGCCCCAUAUUCUACUUACUUUUAAAAUAAAAGUAUGGCUGAAUAGGAAUACAGAGCUUUUUUUCUCAAUUUUUUAAUUUCUUGGAUGAAUACUCAACCUUUGCUUAAAAGUGCUUGAGAAAUACUCCUCACUAGAGCCUCUGCCUCAAAUCUGUGAUCUGGUAACAGAAGUUGUAUAUUUAGGCCACUUGCUUAGUGCAGUGGUUCUCAGUCGGGGUGAUUUUGCCUUCCAGGAGGCGUUAGCCAAUGUCUGGGGACACUUUUUGAUCACCACGAUGAGUGGGAGAGGGAGCGUCUGGUAUUCGUAGGUAGAGGCCACAGCCAGAGGCCAGGGAUGCUGCUGACCAUCCCACAAUGCACAGGUCAGGCCCCCCGCAAGAAAGAAUUACCUGGCUCCAAAUGUCAGUAGUGCCCAGGCUGAGAAACCCUGCCCCAGUGUGAUCAAUGGUGCAGAGACAAAUGGCUAAUUUUUUAGUUUAUAGUAAUCCAACUCCUUCGUGGACACAGUGCCGUCAAGGCGGUUCAUCCAAGGCAAGGCUUGCCAGAGCUCGCAAGCUCCCUGUGAGUGUGUGACCUCAGAUUAGGGUUUAUCAUCUAAGGAAGGGGAGGCAGAGUAAAACAAAAGGAUGACUUCCAAUGUUCUCAGUAUAUUACAUCAAAAAACUAGUAAAUAUAUACAGCAGUUACCCAGUUUAUUAAAUAGUCUUUAUCAACUUGACCAGUUUCCCCUCCAUUUUUUUAAAACAAUUUUUCUUGGAAUGAAACAGUGUUUGAAUCCAGCUGUUAAGAGAAUUGGGCUCUAGCGCAUGUAACUAGAGAAUACCAUGCUGUUUUUGCUGUAAACUCCUGAUGUUUUAUUUCUAAUUGUGUUUUUCCCCCCUUUGUCAGAUGCAAAAUAAAUUCUGUAAUUGUGCAGACAGCCCUACACUGCCAUCACAGGCACCCAUGGGCAAA
This is a messenger RNA of Orcinus orca (killer whale), 3579 nucleotides long. It is a transcript of the gene MOCS2, whose product is annotated as molybdenum cofactor synthesis 2. Gene Ontology annotation, cellular component: cytosol. Bases 170 to 739 code for a protein of 189 amino acids. The transcript has 7 exons. Gene Ontology annotation, biological process: Mo-molybdopterin cofactor biosynthetic process. NCBI's taxonomy places the organism in Eukaryota, Metazoa, Chordata, Mammalia, Artiodactyla, Delphinidae. Gene Ontology annotation, molecular function: molybdopterin synthase activity. The record is from RefSeq and is a predicted model, not a curated record.